Suillus fuscotomentosus is the source of this 1132-nucleotide messenger RNA. RefSeq lists its product as uncharacterized. The transcript has 3 exons. NCBI's taxonomy places the organism in Eukaryota, Fungi, Basidiomycota, Agaricomycetes, Boletales, Suillaceae. The record is from RefSeq and is a predicted model, not a curated record. Bases 314 to 904 code for a protein of 196 amino acids.
UAUUCAUGCCCGCCCGCGAUAACGGGAGCGGGAGCGAUGACGACGAUGACGACGACGAUGACGACGACAUAUCUAGCAUUGCAACCACACAUCAUACUACCAGUACCUCCACUUCUAUCAAUCAGUUCAGCACCAGCAUCACAUUCACUACUCACUCCAGCUCCAGCUUUUUCCUCGAUUCCAGCUUCUUCUCCUUCUCCGAUUUCAUCCCCACCCCCACCCCACCUCCACCUCCACCUUCACAAUCACUACUCAUUCCAGUUCCACCUCGAUUACCCAGUCCAGCUCUGUCUCUACAAUUGCCAAUACAGACAUGUCCACCAGCUCCAGCUUAAGUUAUGCAAGUACUACUAGUGGUACCAGUUCCUCAAGCUUGGGGCAGCACAGUGUACAUGGCGUGACUUCAACUGCCGGCCAUGGGCUUAGCACUGGGGCGCGGGCUAGUUUAUCAUGUGGAAUAAUGUUUUCUUUGAUAUUAUCCGCACUGGUAGUUUGUUAUUUCAGGAAAAGGUCUUCUCGCCCUUGGGAUCGAAUCAUGGAUGAACCUACCAUUUCUUCAUCGGAAGUUAGUCAAUAUUGCCCUCACAAUUCCAUUUCCUCUCUCUCAAGAGGAGUUUUGCCUCCACCUCCGAGUUCACCUCGAUUGGACACUGCGCAUCCGUAUCCACCUGAUAUCUCGCACUCUCCGCCCCUUCUGAGCAUCCCAAGGGCUGCCUCCUUGAUGAACGAUGAUUCUUGUAUCGAAAUUUAUACCCUGUAUCUGCGAGGAGCCCCUGUCAUGGAUAACAAAUACUUGCCAACACAUUCUCAGCGCCCACCCGCUCUGCGUCGGAUGCGUCCACAGGCUUUUCACGAACACAUUCUAGACCCUAUGGCGCUCGGGUCCCUGCAAUUGCCGCAUUGACGGGCAUUUUUUUACGUUACUAGUCGGUAGCUCGAGCAACUCAAAGUUGAACACAGUCUUGAUGCUCAAGAAUAGUAGGACUUUCCGCCAGAAUAAUAUUCUAGUGGACAUCACAACCUACCUUGCAAUAAUUCACUUUUUUUUCUCGCAUUUUAGACUAUUUCUUGGAAUGCUGCAAUAAAUACAUGGAAUCUGGAGUUUGAAGACCCUCGGGUCUGUCUCGUCAAA